Molecule: messenger RNA, 762 nt
Organism: Cladophialophora carrionii CBS 160.54
Lineage: Eukaryota; Fungi; Ascomycota; Eurotiomycetes; Chaetothyriales; Herpotrichiellaceae
Exons: 1
Coding region: 1-762 (253 amino acids)
Biological process (GO): tRNA 5'-leader removal; rRNA processing
Cellular component (GO): ribonuclease P complex; ribonuclease MRP complex
Molecular function (GO): ribonuclease P RNA binding
Source: RefSeq, a predicted model, not a curated record
AUGACCUCUUCACAUCGCGCGGCCAAUUCCCCAACCACUCCCUCCCAUCCCGCACACACGCUCGUCGCCCGCGCACACUCGCCCGAUGCCGCGAGCCGCAUCUUUGGCGACAAGAUCAAGAACAAGCCCCUGCUCCUCAACCCGACGGCCUCGGCCGACAGAGACAAGCGUGCCCUUCGACGCCACGUCCGACUGCGCAAACGGGAAUAUUACCUGCGCAAGAGGAAGCCACGGCCGCUAAGCGCGAAAGAAAAGAGAGAGCUAGGCGUGUUCGAGCUGAAGAAGGAGGAAAUGAGGUAUGAGAUUUACAAGGGCCUACAUCGGAUGUGGGUGGACUAUAUGCUCGAGGUGCUGGGGUAUGUGAAAGACGGACAGGUUGUGCAGAGUUUCGCGAAGACAGUCACACCGCAGGGCCACGGUCCACUGUUGGCGAGCGCGGACUUUCAUGGCGCAGACCUGGAGGUGGUCCGGUGUUCAGAUGCGGGGAGGGUGGGCACCAAGGGGAUUGUAAUUCGGGAUACCAAGUUCACGUUUGUGCUUGUUACGCCGAAGGACGAGGUGAGGGUGGUGCCCAAGAAGAAUACAGUGUUUCGAUACGAGAUUCCUUUGCCUGAAAGUGGUGCUGACGGAGGGCAGCAGGGAGAUGAGGGCGAGAGGCAGGGGCGAAGCUUGGUGUUUGAAUUACACGGGAACCAGUUCGAGUUCAGGCCUGCGGACAGGGCGAAUCGAAAAUUCAAAUGGAAGGUGACGGACUACUUGUGA